Molecule: messenger RNA, 721 nt
Organism: Xenopus tropicalis (tropical clawed frog)
Lineage: Eukaryota; Metazoa; Chordata; Amphibia; Anura; Pipidae
Gene: sptssa
Product: serine palmitoyltransferase small subunit A
Exons: 2
Coding region: 123-365 (80 amino acids)
Biological process (GO): sphingolipid metabolic process
Cellular component (GO): endoplasmic reticulum membrane
Source: RefSeq, marked provisional
CGCAGAUCGGUAGCAGAGCACCGGGGAGGGAGUGUGUGAGUCCGGCCUGCCGUGAAUCCCGGGCACUGAGCGUGUCCUGCUGGGAUCUCUGUUUCUGCUAAUUCCCCCGCUGCGCCUGGAGGAUGAAGGUCUCUUGCGAGGAUAUAAACGGCCCCCGAAGUUCCCUGAGCCGGGCCUGGAAUCACAUGUCGUGGCUGUACUAUCAGUACCUUCUGGUGACAGCGCUCUAUAUGUUGGAGCCCUGGGAGAGAACCAUCUUCAAUUCCAUGCUGGUGUCAAUAGUAGGAAUGGCGUUAUACACCGGCUAUAUCUUCAUGCCCCAGCAUAUCCUGGCCAUCUUGCACUACUUUGAGAUUGUUCAAUGACCCAGAAGAGCCCUGCUUUGCAAGGGCAUUGAUGGGGGGCACAUUGGCCAUCCCUGUGGUGGCGUAUCUGGCACCAGCGUAUACCUAGAAGAUGGCACCAUGGAUGUAGGCCACCCGUCCCAAGGUGGGAUGAACAGUAUCACGUGUGAGCUGCUGGAGCCCUUCCAUCCCUAACAGGAUGUUCAACAUGCAACGUCAUUCAAACUGGAACUUGACCAUUUUGUUGCCAAAAAAAGCCUGCAGCUUCCUGUCUGUGCCGUAGUCCUAUCUGACAGCAAAAGGGUUAAAGGCAGUAUUUUUCUGUUUGUAAUAGAAUUGUUUUAAAUAUUGCACAGUAAAUGUAUUUUAUGAAGUCA